Molecule: messenger RNA, 980 nt
Organism: Suillus paluster
Lineage: Eukaryota; Fungi; Basidiomycota; Agaricomycetes; Boletales; Suillaceae
Product: thioesterase
Exons: 3
Coding region: 117-575 (152 amino acids)
Cellular component (GO): mitochondrion
Molecular function (GO): fatty acyl-CoA hydrolase activity
Source: RefSeq, a predicted model, not a curated record
GUAAUACUCGGUCCACAGUCUAGUCUCGAUCCUCGACAUCCGUGCAGCUCGCAAUCGAGUCGAGUCAGUCACUAUAUAACUGUUAGUAUAGUGGAGUCACCCACUUCCCUGACGCCAUGAGUUCGUAUCGUGCCCGCACGCGUUCUGAUUACCUAUUUUUCCUUUCUUACCGAACUCGCUGGACCGACAACGACCAGUACUCGCACAUCAACAAUUCUAUUUACUACCACCUAUUCGACUCCGUAGUGAACACUUUUCUUAUCCAACAAUGCGGACUCGCCUCUGACUCUGCCCAAAUCGGACUCGUGGUCUCGUCUCAUUGCCAGUUUUUAUCCCCUCUGUCGUUUCCUCAGGUUCUGGAUCUCGGUCUUCGCGUAGUGAAGCUCGGCACGAGUUCCGUGACGUAUGAGGUCGCGGUCUUUGAGGAGGGAAAGGAUGUGCCCGCCGCUGUUGGGGGGUAUACGCAUGUCUUUGUUGAAAGGGGGUCCCGGAAGAGUGCCCCUAUGGCCACUCCGCUGCGGGAAGGUCUUUCGAGACUGUUGUCGACGAAUGAGAGCUCGGAAUCAAAGCUUUGACGUGCACUUAUACCGAGUCGUCUCGCAACUUCGUUUUCUUCUAGCUUAUAAUUCUAUAGAUUGGAGAAGUCCGUACUAUGCGUCCAGACAUGUUCGCCUGCAUUUCCCAGGGGCCAGCAUGACAAACUAUAAUCAAGAUUCAAGACUCGAUGCUCGGCAUUUUCAAGUAUGUCGUGGUAAGGUGAUCAUAUAUUCAUACAUUGAGCAUGCACAUUGCAUAUCACCCUAUUAGGCAGUACUUUGUUGAUGUCCCUUGAAUUGGGGUCAGACAUAUGUAGCCUAGGCUAUUUGAUGUGGGGCUCACUCCGAGUCUCGAACUAAUUAUUGUGCUUAUAUGUAGCUAGACUCGUGACCAGUCUGUCUAAACUGUCAACUGUCAAUAGUCGGACUGGUAAAUCUCGGUAC